Agelaius phoeniceus (red-winged blackbird) is the source of this 2528-nucleotide messenger RNA. It is a transcript of the gene GK5, whose product is annotated as glycerol kinase 5. Gene Ontology annotation, cellular component: mitochondrion. NCBI's taxonomy places the organism in Eukaryota, Metazoa, Chordata, Aves, Passeriformes, Icteridae. The record is from RefSeq and is a predicted model, not a curated record. Gene Ontology annotation, molecular function: kinase activity; phosphotransferase activity, alcohol group as acceptor. Gene Ontology annotation, biological process: triglyceride metabolic process; phosphorylation; glycerol-3-phosphate biosynthetic process.
AUGCCGUGCGGGCAGCCCGACAGCGGGGCCGCUCCGGCGCGGUACGUGCUGGGGGUGGACGUGGGCAGCACGGUGGUGAAGUGCCACGUCUACGACCGGGCGGCCGCCGUCAGGGGUUCCAGCCACAGGAAGGUAGAAUCACUUUAUCCUCGUCCUGGAUGGGUUGAAUUAGAUCCUGAAGUGCUAUGGAGUCAAUUUAUUGGUGUAAUAAAAGAGGCUGUACAAGCUGCAGGACUUCACAUGAGGCAAAUUGCUGGUCUUGGCAUCUCCACCCAGAGAGGAACUUUCAUUACAUGGCACAAGAGGACAGGGAAACCCUUUCAUAAUUUCAUAAGUUGGCAAGACUUAAGAAGUGCUGAACUUGUGAAUUCCUGGAAUAACUCCCUUCUGCUGAAGGUAAUCCAUGUUAUUUUUACAGUGCUUCAUUUCUUGACUGGGAAUGAUCGAUAUUUGGCACCCAGUUUUCUUACUUUCUCAACACAUCAAGCUUCUAUGAAGUUGUCAUGGGUUUUUAAAAACAUACAUGAGGCUGAAGAAGCUGCCAAAAAAAACAACUGCUGCUUUGGAACGGUUGACACAUGGUUACUGUAUAGAUUGACUAAAGGUUCUGUGUAUGCUACAGAUUACUCAAAUGCCAGUUCCACAGGCAUUUUUGAGCCCUUUACGAAAUGUUGGAAUCCCACUUUGUGUAAUCUACUUUCUAUUCCAGUGUCUAUUUAUCCACCAGUUAGAGACACAAGCUUCAACUUUGGAUCAACUGACUCUGAAAUAUUUGGGGUACCUAUUCCAAUAAUGGCAGUGGUAGCUGAUCAGCAGUCAGCCAUGUUUGGAGAAUGCUGCUUUCACCCAGGAGAUGUUAAACUGACAAUGGGAACAGGUGGCUUCUGGAAUGUCAAUACUGGAGAGCAUCUCUUUGCAGCACGGGGAAGUCUUUAUCCACUGAUUGGUUGGAAGAUUGGGGAGGAAGUUGUUUAUUUAACUGAAGGCUCCAUAUCGGACGUCGGCACUGCCAUAAAAUGGGCUCUGGAUAUAGAACUUGUCAACAAUGUAGAUGAAACAGCAGAAAUGGCACAGAGUACUGCUGAUUCUCAAGGUGUUUGUUUCAUUCCAGGUUUGCAGGUUUCUGGGGAUGACCCAUAUUUAUGUGCCUCUUUCGUGGGGCUGAAACCUUCCACUAACAGAAACCACCUUGUUCGAGCUAUAUUGGAAUCUGUAGCUUUCAGGAACAAACUGCUUUAUGAUAUCAUUGUGAAGAAGGUGCACAUUCCUCUUCGAACUAUUCGAGCUGAUGGAGGUGUCAGUAAUAAUAGUUUUGUCAUGCAGAUGACAUCAGAUUUAAUUAAUAAAAAAAUAGAAAAACCUGCGAACACGGAAAUGUCUAGUCUUGGUGCAGCUUUUCUAGCAGGCCUUGCUUCAGGAUUUUGGACAGACAAAAAACAACUAAAGAAGCUAAGGCAAAUAGAAGCAAUGUUUGAGCCCCAAAAGGAUUCAGAGGAAUACAGACCUGCUAUGGAUGCAUGGCUGCAAGCAAUGAAACACUCACCACACCGGUAGAAAUUUGUGUUUUAAAUUUAGAAGAAUUAAGACGAUUUAAUUCGUGUUUUAUAACAUCUUGACAUUAACAGGACAGUAAAAAGCCAUAACUGAAAUUUGUGAUGGUGUAUUAUAAGUCAUGUGGUAUUUCAGUUCCCCCCCUGCUGCUGGAUUAUUUACCAUACUGUAAUGAACCUUCCCAUCAUCCCUGUGGCAGCUGUGGUCCAGCUGCAGCAUUUGUGUCCCUUCAGUGACCUCCUUUGGGUGGCCCAGCUGCUCCAAUCCUCCCAUGGGCUGUUCUAACUGGGAUGGGUUUUUCACUGAGCAGCUCACCUCCCUUUAGAUCUUGAAAAUCUUGCCUGUGUUCAUCAUCCAGGAAGGGUAAAAGGCACAUUGACUCCCCUAGGCAUUGCUAAGAAACAAAAUGAUUGUUGGGGCUGGGUUGUGAGGAAUUCAAUUGUGUGCAAAGACAUUAUUUUGGUAGUAGCCUGUUACCACCUUUUGGUUGACACUAGGUGCUGUGAUCACAUUAUUUGUGCACUAGAUCAAGAUGAAAUACAAAAGCAAAUAGGCUUUUAACACUCCAUUAAAAAAAUCCAGGAUUUUUGUAGCUGAUACUUUGUAGCUAGCUUGUAGCUCAAUUUUUAAAAAUUUUAUAAAGACUGAAAGCAAUCUUAUCUGGAGUGGCCAGCACAGAUACAUUAAAACUAGUUCCAGGUAUGCUAUCUAACUUGUAAAUAUCUGUACUGUUAGUAUCUUCAAGGCCAUUUUUAAAUCCUAUUAUUAAUAGCUAAAAGGGAGUAAAAAGUCUAUUUUUGAAGCUAUAAAUUACUUUUGUAUUUUUUAAACAAAUAAAAUAUAAUUAAAGAAAUGUGUAGUUAAUUAUUCUUAUAUAAUUGUUUAUUUCUAAUAUUAAAUUAUUGUAAUUUUCUCAGGAUUAUGUGUAAAUCAGCUUCCAAAAUGCAAAAUGAUUAAACAUUUUAAUUUCAGAAUAA